AUGAGAGGUUUGCCCUGCAGCAAUAGCACAAGUCUGUUUAAUUUCUACAUACCAGUUGCAGAGUACCUAGAUAAAAGUCCAAUACAGUUUGGGCAGAUCAGCAGCAUCCAGAGCUCCAGCACUCCCUUAUCUCAGGAUGUCACCCUGCCAUCCCUCUCCCUGCCAGAAAAUCCUCUUCUUUCGUCCCCUCAGCCUGUUUCUUUGCCUUUUCCUAUUUCUCAUGGAACCACCACCCUAGCUUUCAUAUUUCAGGGUGGCCUGUUGGCUGCAGCAGACACUCGCUCCAGUUGCGCUGGGUACGUGGAGGGCCCAGCCGCCCAGAAGAUCCUGCCCAUUCACAGUCACAUGGUGAGCACCACCUCGGGAACUUCGGCCGACUGCGCCCUUUGGAAACGGAUUCUGUCUCGAGAACUGCGGCUUUACCAACUCCGCCACGGCCGACGGUUGUCCACGAGCGGAGCUGCCAAACUGCUGUCACACAUGCUUCACCCAUUUAAGGGAACUGAGCUGUGUGUUGCAGCCAUUCUGUGUGGGUGGGAUGGAGAAAAAAUAGAAAAAUCUGUAGACCCCAGUCUUGAAAAGACUCAGAGCUCUUUUUCAUCUGUUGGUGGUCAACAGCACUUAGCUAGAGAGAAAAGAAAAGGCUCUGGACCCUGUAUGUUCUAUGUGUGCAGUGACGGCACUCGCCUGCAGGGAAAUCUCUUCUCUGUGGGCUCGGGAUCGCCUUACGCCAUCUCAGUUCUGGACCAAGGAGUUAAAUGGGAAUUGACACUGGAUGAGGCCACUUCAAUCGCCCGAGAGGCUGUGUACAGAGCCACACACAGGGAUGCAUACUCAGGAAACCAUGUAGAUAUCUAUCACAUCUCCUCAAAAGGAUGGAUUCGCAGGAGCAGGGAGGAUUUGAAAGAGGAAUAUUACAGAGAAAAGGAAAGACGAGAGCGAGGGAUGACACAGAUCGUGACUUUGUCUGAGGAAACAUGA
Molecule: messenger RNA, 981 nt
Organism: Limanda limanda (common dab)
Lineage: Eukaryota; Metazoa; Chordata; Actinopteri; Pleuronectiformes; Pleuronectidae
Product: proteasome subunit beta type-11-like
Exons: 2
Coding region: 1-981 (326 amino acids)
Cellular component (GO): proteasome core complex
Source: RefSeq, a predicted model, not a curated record